This is a messenger RNA of Penicillium nucicola, 2115 nucleotides long. RefSeq lists its product as uncharacterized. The record is from RefSeq and is a predicted model, not a curated record. The transcript has a single exon. NCBI's taxonomy places the organism in Eukaryota, Fungi, Ascomycota, Eurotiomycetes, Eurotiales, Aspergillaceae. Bases 1 to 2115 code for a protein of 704 amino acids.
AUGUCUGGUCAUAUAUCAUCAGAGCAUUCCCGCUCUGCUUCACGAUCCUCUCAGACCCCCCGUCUAUCGCAGAGCGACUCGAUGCCUCGCCAUUCCUUCGGUCGCAACUCCCGGGUCUCUAAUCCUAAUGUUUUCGCCGACGAAUACUCAUUAGAACCGAUUGACGCCGAUCGAAUCGAACGCCCUCACAGUCCCUCCUCCAUCGCCUCGUCAGCCACUUUACGCGAAAACAACCAGCCUCCAAAGGCUGUCAGCACGGCUACAACCGAGAAUGAGAACCCUUUCGGUGAUGACGCCCGGCUGUCCUUUGAUGAACCUCAUCGGUCCAGUCUGCCCCAAAAGGGGUGGGGAUUCGCCAACAACCGUAACUCUACCUCCUCUAUAAACACAACGCCAUCUAUGAUCCAGCGAAACCAAAGUGUUUCUUCUCGCUUCUCGAUUCCCCGUGCCCUCAGUCCCUACACCGGAGCCACCGGACCUAGUCAUCCAUAUGGCAUGUAUCCGCAGGUUGGUGUUAGCCGGUCGCCAAGUGUCGGUAGUACAUCGACAAUACGCCCUGUCGAACGGCCGAUCGAACAUUCCACCGGUCCUCAACACCCCUAUGCGAUGUACUCACAAAAUGUGGUCGAGGAAGGAAUUGAUGAUUCCCCCAUUCCGGUCGGAUUUCCAGGUCACAACCCACCAUAUCAGCCGCCCGCUGGUCGACAGGAUGAUGAUGUAGGUGACAUAAUUGGACCUGACGGCCACACCGAGCCACUUCCGCCCUACUCACGGUAUCCAACGGGUGUCAUUCCAAAGCCACCAGGAGCCGAGACGAUGGCUGACCUCAACACACCACCUGAAGAGCACCGUCUGAACAAUGAAGCGGUCAUCAGCAAUGAUGCAGGAAGAGAGCCACCAGUCUCAGAAACAUCAUCAAGGCCUUUGGUACCAGAACCUUCUGGGGAUGGUAACAAUGAUCGCAACGGAGGAGAAAGAGCAGCGGUGACCACCGGCAUCAUGGCGUUUGAGGAAAAGUUAAAACGCAAAGGAAAGCAGACCGCAUGCUGUGGUCUUCCUGUAUGGACGUUGGUCCUCAUCGCGACGGUGCUGCUGAUCGGAGGUUGCAUUGGAGGUGUUAUUGGAGGAGUCCUGGGAACCAAGAGGGCUGCAGAAGCCGGCAAAGCUGACGAAGAAGCUCAAAAGUCCCAUGGUCCACCCAUUGUGACGGUCACUGCAACUCCCCAGAUGGAUGCAUCCAUGAUCUCUACGCCGACCAAUAUCAAAAGUGUUCCUACCGGUCACUUUAUGGUCCCCUCUGGCUUCCAGAACGGGUCAGGAAUGUGCGUGGAUGAGAAUAACUACGGGAAAGCUUGGAAAUGUUUGCAAUCACCGAGUGAAUUUGAAGUCUUCGUUGGUCAAACAAAAGGUCACCACUCUAUUGUGUUUGAUUACGGCGCUCCUACUACAACUUUCACCUAUGGCGCCCAGGCCCCCUAUUGGUCUUCUUCUCCUACACAAGCAUUGAGCAUGGCUGUUGAUACCACUGAUAUUGGCAUGGGCCCAGCUCUCUUUUUCGUUUCUGCGUUCGACAAAUUGGUAAUUGUCCCAGAGGACACAUUUUCUGUCAGUUCCAUUACCAAGCGGACGUUCGUCGACGAUGAUUGGGCACAGGCAGAGGCCUACAGGAACCUCAAGAACACUGCUCAAGUAGGAGACAAACCUUGGUUCUGCUGGUGGAACAAUACGAGGAUGGAAUUCUUCAUGUAUGUCAACCAAUCGAUUGCGGACUCGACAUCAAGCACCACAACUGCAUUAGCCGAUAGCAGCAUGGCCGCAAGCACGGCGGGCACACAUCAAGACUCGAAACGUGGUUCCGAUCUUUCAGACUACCCUCGGAGGAUCAAAAUGGAGGAGCGCCGAGACGACCCAACACGUGAAAAUCCCUAUUGUCAACAGAUGCAGAUUCGCAACGAUGGCGGCCUUGCGCUUCUCUCUGGAAUGAUUGUGAACAUCAAAGAGAAUGAGCCUACGCCGACGACAACCUAUACCAGUUACAAUGGUGGCACUGUGCAGACAUACACAGCUCAAGCAUCAUAUGUUAGCCCAUGCUACUGUAUAUCUCUGACCGACUGA